Messenger RNA from Penicillium riverlandense, 1635 nucleotides. Its product is annotated as nucleobase cation symporter-1 family protein. Gene Ontology annotation, cellular component: plasma membrane. NCBI's taxonomy places the organism in Eukaryota, Fungi, Ascomycota, Eurotiomycetes, Eurotiales, Aspergillaceae. The transcript is spliced from 6 exons. Gene Ontology annotation, molecular function: nucleobase transmembrane transporter activity. Gene Ontology annotation, biological process: transmembrane transport; nucleobase transport. The record is from RefSeq and is a predicted model, not a curated record. The coding region runs from base 1 to 1635 and encodes 544 amino acids.
AUGAAGGCGAUCCUCAGAAAACUCCAGGUCGACAGCGAGGGCGGCCCCGUGCCGGACCGAUGGAUCAACAACGACAUCAAGCCCAUUGAGGCUGGUCGUAGGACGUGGGGGUUCUGGACCUUCCAUAACUACUGGGUUCUCUGCAAUUCGAAUAUUUCCUCGUACAUGACGGGAAGCUCGCUUAUCGCACUCGGUUUGACGUGGUGGCAGGCAAUCAUUGCAAUUGUUAUUGGGCAGAUCAUCGCUACAGCUCUGGUUGUGCUUAACUCUUUGCCUGGUGCAUUCUAUCAUUUGGGAUUUCCGGUUGUUAAUCGGUAUGUCUGGGGAAUGUACGGCAGUGCAUUUGUGAUCUGGAAUCGAAUCCUUCUCUCCGUUGUCUGGUACGGAUUCCAGGCCUGGAUAGGAGGCGAAUGCGUCUACGUCUGCCUCCAAGCCAUCUGGCCCUCUCUCGAAGAGCGCAUCCCAAACCACCUCUCCGCCUCAACGGGCACAACAACAGCCAGUUUCAUGGCCUACAUAUUAUUCAUGAUCAUUUCUCUACCAGUGAUCUACAUCCGCCCACACAAACUCAAGUACUUUUUCUACGGAUCCGCAGCCACAAUCCUGGUCUUCGAAUUCGUUCUCCUCAUCUGGUCCCUAGCAACCAUGGGCAAAGCAGGGUUUGGCACGACCAUGGAAGCAACAAAUAGCAGCCAAGAGUAUGGUUGGACCAUUGCGUUCGGAAUUAUUAGUACCAUCGGGUCCAUCUCAGCAGGCAUUCUGAACCAGAACGACUAUGCCCGCUUUGCGCGCAAGCCCAAAGACGCCGUUUAUGGGCAGGUAUUCAGUUUUCCCAUUUAUGCGAUUCUGUGCUCUGUCGUUGGCAUUCUGGUCACGGCGGCAACGCAGGAACGGUACGGUAGUGCGAAGUGGAAUUUGCCUACUUUGCUCAGUGCGGUGAUUGAGCACGGUGGCUCGAGAUCGAGGGCUGCGGCUUUCUUUGGUGGUGCUGCUUUGGUUGUAUCGCAGAUCGGAGUUAAUGUUCCGGGCAAUGCGUUGUCUGGUGGAUUUGACCUAGCGGCUACUUUCCCGAAGUAUAUCAAUAUUCGUCGCGGUGCGUAUCUGACUGCCUUGGUCUCCGUCGCUUGCAAUCCAUGGAAACUGGUGAAUACCGCGACGACAUUCUUGGCUGUGCUGAGCAGCUACUCCGUCUUCCUGGGCCCAAUGACUGGGCUGAUGAUCUCGUCCUAUUUUGUGAUCAAUCGGCGCAAGCUCAAGGUCGACGAUCUGUUCGUCGGGAACAGUCAGAGCAUCUACUGGUUCUCGUGGGGAGUGAACUGGCGAGCUGUGAUAGCGUGGGUCUGCGGGACAGUACCCUCUUUACCUGGCUUCGUGGGAUAUGUCAAUCCCACAGUUAAGAUAACUCUGGGCCUCACUCAUCUCUACUACAUCUGCUUUUUGGUUGGCCUUUCCAUCAGUGCUGCCGUCUACUGUGCUCUCCAUUAUAUCUUCCCUGUUGAGGCCGUCCGGAAUUUCGUGGAAUGCGCCCCUCCCGCCGAGACGUUGAUGCGCGAAUAUCGGGAGCGCUGGGAUCAAGGAGAUGACGUUGUCACAGAUGUUAUAUAUGCGACGAAGCAUGAGUCUGUUGGUGUCUAG